UUUCCUGAACACAGAACAGCAUAAAACAUUUUAACACUGCUGUUAUAGUUUUAAGAGCUUUUGAACUCUUGAAAUAGGACUUAAAACGGCGCCUCAUGUACGUUGAUGACGUUAGUGAGCGUGAACAGCCAAUGAGCUGCUAGAGACGGUUGCUAAACAGUGAUUGGUUGAGUAUUGUGUCGGUCUUUAUUUUGGAAAUGGUCACACUGGUUUUAAUUUGGAAAACGUAUUCUAAAUUAAUCUGUCGGGCCAGAUAAGGACUCUAAUUGGGCCACUGUAGGCCCACAGGCCGAAUGUUUGGACCUCUGGUGUACAGUAAUGUCCACUGUUUGCACACUUGACCAGAUGUAGUAUGGCAUCUGGAUAGUUUUAUAUACCAUUUGAUGAAUACUAUGGUUUCAGACGCUUUCUGCAGUACUGUGUUGGCUCUAUUUAGUGUAAAAGUAUGCACUUUCAGAGGGAAAUCCCCUGCCUCAGCUUUAAAUAGCGUCCUUCACCUGGCUUCACUGAGAAAGCAUGCUGUUUAUGUUCAUGCGUAUCUGAACCGCAUCGCUGCGCUAAAGCAUGACAUGUGGGGGGGAGGGGCCUGAUAACAAAUCCAACUAGAAAUUUAUAAAAGGCCUGAGAAACACAAGUCGUGUAGGAAUGCUAACCACAUUUGCUAACUGAACUGAUACCGUAUUUCACAUUUUAUUUGCUUCUUUAUUUCUUCUAUAAACAAAGAUUUUUCUCUAGUUUUUUUAAUAUUGAUAUCAUCAUCUCUGUGCAGUAAGUUAUGGCUUUACAAGAUGUGUGUGGUUUCCUCAACACUCCCCUUUAUCCUCACUGGAAUGCUCCACUUUUGUCACCCAUGUCUUGGGAAGACACCACUUGCUUGCUUGGAAGGGGAUCUGGAGCGGAUUCUGUUUCUAGGUGGCUUCUGAGGGGCAGCUGUUCCAGUCCUUUGGAAUUUUAUGUACCAGUGCAGGAAUAUCUGACGGAGAGCCCAAUUGAGUUUGGUCAAAUCCGGCCAAGCUUCAACUCAGACUGGACAAAUCCCAAAGCCGAUGACCACCUCCACCACUCUUUACCUUCCAUCUCCGUCCAAUCUGCCAUCCCUCUCUCCAUCUCUCCCUCCGUUCCUCUCCCGUUCCCCCUGGGUCACGGUACCACCACCCUGGGCUUUGCCUUCCAGGGUGGGGUCAUAGCCGCAGCGGACUCCCGCUCCAGCUGUGCAGGGCUAGUGUCCUGCCCGGCGUCCCAGAAGAUCCUACCUAUCCACUCCCAUCUGGUAAGCACCACCUCGGGCACCUCGGCCGACUGCGCCCUCUGGAAGCGCAUCCUGGCGCGGGAGUUACGGCUCUAUCAGCUGCGGAACCACCGGAGGCUGUCAACAGGGGGCGCUGCCAAGCUGCUGUCCCACAUGCUGCACCCAUUCAAGGGCACAGAGCUGUGCGUGGCUGCUACCUUGUGUGGAUGGGAUGGGGAUGAGUUUCUAGGUGGAGAUGAAAGAUCAAUGGAUGCUGGCCCUCAAUCUAAAGGGACCGAUGGGAAAAAAACAGAGGCAGUCAGUCAAACAAGCUUUCAAGCAGGAGCAGAGCCUGAUGCUAAAACUCAACCAACAGCAAGCAACAAAACAAGCUCCACAUUAAUAACUACCAAACAGGCCGGUCCCAGGCUUUUUUACGUGUGCAGCGACGGCCUCCGCCUGCAGGGGGAGCUCUUCUCGGUGGGCUCCGGUUCUCCUUAUGCUUACUCCAUACUGGACGGGAGGAUUCACUGGGGGAUAAGCGUGGACGAAGCUGUCUCUGUAGCCAGGGAAGCCGUGUACAGGGCCACACACAGAGACGCUUACUCAGGCAACAACGUGGACCUUUACCAUGUCACUGCUAAAGGCUGGAGGCGCAGAAAGAGGGAGGAUCUAAAGGAGGAAUAUUACAGAGAGAAGGAGAGGGAGAGGAAGAGAGUGGAAGAGAGGAGGAGGGAAAUGGAGAACAAGAAGCAGAGAGUUUAAAGAGUUUAAAUGGCUUGUAUCGUACUUGUACUUAUUUAUCUUUUUCUUUUCCACUUACAAUUUUGGUUUGGUUUAUCAUAUAUACAUAUGU
Molecule: messenger RNA, 2084 nt
Organism: Colossoma macropomum (tambaqui)
Lineage: Eukaryota; Metazoa; Chordata; Actinopteri; Characiformes; Serrasalmidae
Gene: psmb11b
Product: proteasome 20S subunit beta 11b
Exons: 1
Coding region: 776-1993 (405 amino acids)
Cellular component (GO): proteasome core complex
Source: RefSeq, a predicted model, not a curated record